AUGAGCCAAGAAUACUACAACGACAAGGGCAAGGCGCCCGCCAGCCGGGACUCGGACGAUGCCGACCUCGAUUCCGCAGGCCCAGCCGGAGGGCGGCCCAACUACAUGACGGUCGGCAACGGCACCACGUCCGAGCACGCCGCUCGUCUGCAGAGCAUGCUGGACAUUGAUUCGGGAUACGGUGGCAGCAUCAUGGGCGACGAGCCGGGCAUGUGGGACAUGCAGCCCCAUGGCCACCAGCGACAAUCCGGAGCUAUCCACCAGCUAUGGUACAAUUCCCAGAGAGCUACGCUGGGCCGGUCAAUCAACAAGGUGCUGGAUCUGCUGCAUGGUCUUCGCGAGAUGAAUGCCGUGUGGCCUGCGCACUACCCGUCGGUUCAGCGAGCCGAGAAGAUGGAGUCUGAUGUGCCUCGGCCCGGCAUCCUGCACUCGUCGACCAUGGAGGACAUUACGGCCAGGUCCAGCCAGGCACCGCCACCCAUGCUUAGGAGAGCCAUGACCAGUCUUGAGGAUGCAUCGGCCGAGUCCAGCCAGGCGGCCGAGACUCGUCCUGCAGCAGAGCCGCGGCUCGUUUCGCCACAGAUUGCACAAGAGUUUUCAGUGUUGAAAUUGGAUCUCAAACUUGGAGCUCUACACCAGGCCGAGCUGGUACACUCUCUGGAGAAGGGCUCCAUUGCGUCGCUCCUGGAUGGAAAAAUCAGCUCCAGCAUCAAGCAUCUCGUGAAUCUCCGCGAACGUAUCGAGGACAAGUCAAGCAAAGUACUCAUCACAGGUGAUUUAAACGCAGGCAAGUCGACGUUCUGCAAUGCCCUUUUGCGACGCAAAGUGUUGCCCGAGGACCAACAGCCUUGCACCGCUAUCUUUUGCGAGGUGCUGGACGCUCGAGAAAACGCAGGAAUCGAAGAGGUCCACGCAGUCCACAAGGAGAUGAUUUAUAACCGAAACGACGAGUCGACCUAUGAUGCAUACUCUCUUCAGGAACUGGAAAAUAUUGUGAUUGACAAUGAAAAAUACGUCCAGUGCAAGGUCUACGUCAAGGACGUUAGGACAAUUGAUGAAUCCCUACUCAACAACGGCGUCGUUGACAUUGCUCUCAUCGACGCUCCAGGUUUGAACUCUGACACGACCAAGACGACGGCCAUUUUUGCUCGGCAGGAGGAAAUUGACGUUGUUGUGUUUGUCGUCUCCGCAGCAAACCACUUUACGCAGUCUGCCAAGGAAUUCAUCUGGGCUGCCGCUGCGGAAAAGGCUUACAUUUUUAUUGUCGUGAAUGGCUACGACUUUAUUCGAGACAAGGAGCGAUGCCAGAAGAUGAUCCUUGAUCAAGUUGCAGGGCUGAGCCCACGUACACACAAGGAAGCUUCAGAGCUCGUCCACUUUGUCUCUAGCAAUGUCAUCCCAAUGGCGCCUUCACCCCCCGGCGGACCCAGCGGAGGCGGCAGUGGAAGCGGCAGCGGCGGUGGCGAUGAUCCCGGCGAUGACAAGGGCAAGGACUCGGACAAGGUUCGAGACUUUGAGAAGCUCGAACAGUCUCUUCGCAGGUUCGUUUUGGAAAAGCGAGCCAGAUCGAAGCUUGCUCCCGCAAGGACGUAUCUGCUCAACAUCCUCAACGAUGUUGGGACGUUGGCCACGGUCAACCACGAGGUGGCUCAGUCCGAGUUUGACCGAGUCACCCAAGAGCUCAAGGAGCUUGAGCCCCAGAUUCUGGCUAGCAAAAAGGCCCGAUCGGAGGUUGACGAACAGGUUGUCCACAACAUUGAGGAGACGUGCAAGGACAUUUACGAUCACACGCGAGGGCAUCUCAACGCCGCCAUCACAUACGCCGGAAGCACCAAAUACGAUAUCCCAUACCCUGGCCUCUUUGGUGCCUUUGGAUACGCCGACGACCUCAAGGACGCCAUUCUCUCCCACAUUGCCGAUGCCGUCAACGGUUGCGAGGACUACGCGCGAGCCCAGACAGUUAAGGGUGUCAACGCCAUCAAGCAGCUGGGCUUGCUCCACGUGGGCGACGAGUUCCAGAACCUUCACUUCCGGCCAGACGUCAUGUUCCGCCGGAAGAAGGAUGCCCUCGCGCGCCAGGUGGAUGUGCCCACCGAGUUUGCCGACUUUGUGGACUUUUCAACCUUGAUGCAUAGCCAGGAGAAGUUUGCCGGCACCGGUAUGGCCCUGACUAUUGCUGGCGCUGUUGUGCCUCGCAUGCUGGGAAUGAAUUCCUGGGUGGACCACGCCAUGAUGGCGACGCGCAUCAUUGGUAAUGAUAACCUUCGCAAGCUCAUCUUGCCUGGCAUUGUCGUUGCCGCCAUUGCCGCGUCGGCAUAUGUACUCCAACAGAUUCCCAACUCUCUCCCCCACCGGCUGGCCAGGAAGAUUGAGGCACAGCUCGCCGAGAUCGACUAUGUUCACACCAACGCCUCCCGAAUCUCGGGAUCUGUACGCACCGUCCUGCGCAUGCCCGCCGACAACCUGCGCGUCGGCCUCGACCACAGCGUCAAGGACCUCAACAAAAAGCGCGACGAGACGGUCAAGGUCAAGGGCGAGAGCGAGCGAGCCUCCAAGUUCUUCCGGAAGCUGGUUGGCGAAAGCCAGGUCCAGAAGAACAUGGUUGAGGGCGUGGACCUCGAUACGCCGCCGCAGAACUUGCACUAA
This is a messenger RNA of Trichoderma breve, 2646 nucleotides long. Its product is annotated as dynamin family domain-containing protein. Gene Ontology annotation, molecular function: GTPase activity; GTP binding. Gene Ontology annotation, cellular component: mitochondrial outer membrane. Gene Ontology annotation, biological process: mitochondrial fusion. Lineage: Eukaryota; Fungi; Ascomycota; Sordariomycetes; Hypocreales; Hypocreaceae. The record is from RefSeq and is a predicted model, not a curated record. The coding region runs from base 1 to 2646 and encodes 881 amino acids. The transcript has 2 exons.